UCCUCCCUCCUCAUGCCCUCUGCUGCGGAAACGCAAGUGGCUGCUGCGGCAAUUAGUGAACCACGCCUGCUGGGCUCUAAUUUCUCUGAAUUGUGCUCCUUAUAUACAACCCCCCUCCGCAGCUGAAGAAACUUGUCUCCAGUGGCUGCAGGUCUGCUCGUCCAGCAAACGCCCUAUUAUACUUGUUCAAUUAUUCUAACCUCGCGAGAGCUUACAGUUAGACCCCUCCGGGGCUGGUUUUGACGGACAGGGAAUUAGAAGCUCAGUCGGUCACACUGACCGGUAAUAAGCACAAGCGACAGCCAUGGAUCCCUUCAGGUUCUGUUUGAUGUUAUCAUUCUACAUGAAGUUUGGAAGUUCUGUCUUCUCAAGUAAUGCGCCUCAAACUCCUGCGCCUAUUCCUAAUGAAAAGCUGGUGGUCUUAACUGUGGCAACUAAGGAAACAGAUGGCUUCCAGCGCUUUAUGCAGACCACCAAUUAUUUCAACUACACUGUGAAGGUCUUGGGAAUGGGAGAGAUGUGGAAAGGCGGUGAUGUUGGUCGUUCUAUUGGUGGAGGGCAAAAAGUCAGACUACUGAAGGAGGCCAUGGAGAAUCUGGCUGCUCAGGAAGAUCUUGUCAUUUUGUUUGUGGAUAGUUAUGAUCUUAUCUUCGCUGGGGGACCAGAGGAGAUUCUCAGGAAGUUCCAACAAGCCAAUCACAAAGUGCUUUUUGCUGCAGAGGGAUUGAUAUGGCCAGAUAAGAGGCUAGCUGACAAGUACCCUUUAGUCCGAAGUGGCAAGCGCUACCUCAACUCUGGAGGUAUAAUUGGCUACGCCCCAUAUGUACACAGAAUAGUUUCACAGUGGGAUCUCCACGACAAUGAUGACGACCAGCUCUUUUACACUAAGAUUUACCUGGAUCCAUUGAAACGAGAAUCUCUUAACAUGACUCUGGACCACAAGUGCCAGAUUUUCCAGAAUCUGAACGGGGCUGUUGAUGAGGUGCUUCUUAAGUUUGGAACUGACAGAGUGCGAGUAAGAAACACAGCGUACAAUUCUUUGCCUGUUGUCGUCCAUGGAAAUGGAAACACUAAAAUGUACUUGAGCUACCUAGGGAACUAUGUCCCCAACGCAUGGAAUUAUGAACAUGGGUGCAGCCACUGUGAUGAUGAUCUUCUGGAUUUUUCUCAGUUACAUGAGUAUCCAGACGUGCUGGUCGGAGUGUUCAUUGAACAGCCAACUCCAUUCCUCCCUGAAUUCUUCCAGCGACUGCUCACUCUAGACUAUCCAAAAGAUAAACUGAAACUCUUUGUUCAUAACAACGAGGUUUAUCACGAGAAGCACAUUCAGAGGUUCUGGGAGGAGAAUAGGGAUGUGUUCAAGAGCUUCAAAGUUGUGGGACCAGAGGAAAAUUUGAGCCAAGGAGAAGCCAGGAACAUGGGAAUGGAUCUUUGUCGCAAGGACGCUUCAUGUGGCUACUACUUCAGCAUAGAUUCCGACGUCAUGCUCACCAACCGGCAAACACUGAAGCUCCUCAUUGAACAAAACAGAAAAGUAAUUGGACCACUUGUCACUCGUCAUGGCAAGCUCUGGUCAAAUUUCUGGGGAGCCUUGAGUCUGGACGGCUACUAUGCACGAUCUGAGGAUUAUGUCGACAUUGUACAAAGGAAACGAGUGGGUGUGUGGAACAUUCCUUACAUGGCGCACAUAUAUCUCAUCAAAGGAACUGUUUUGAGGAAUGAACUUAAAGAAAGGAAUCAUUUUGUUCUGGAGAAACUGGACCCAGAUAUGGCUUUGUGUAGAAACUCCAGAGAAAUGACCAGUCACAGGGAAAAAGACUCCCCUUCUCCGGAAUCAUUCCAUAUGCUCAGGUCCCCAAAGGGAGUAUUCAUGUACAUAACCAACCGUCAUGAGUUUGGGAGGCUCAUUUCCACAGCUAAUUACAACGUAUCUCGUUACAACAACGACUUGUGGCAGAUAUUUGAAAACCCUGUGGACUGGAAGGAGAAGUACAUCCACCCAAACUACACACACAUUUUCACUGAGAACCACUUGGAGGAGCCUUGUCCAGAUGUGUUCUGGUUCCCGGUGCUCUCAGAGAAGGCGUGUGAUGAAAUAGUUGAGGAGAUGGAGCACUAUGGUUUAUGGUCUGGAGGCAAACAUGAGGACAAGAGGAUCGCUGGAGGCUACGAGACAGUUCCGACAGAUGACAUUCACAUGAAACAAAUUGGGUUUGAUAAGGAGUGGCUGCACUUUCUCCGGGAGUUCAUAUCGCCCGUCACAUUGAAAGUUUUCUCCGGCUAUUACACAAAAGGAUAUGCAUUGAUGAACUUUGUAGUUAAAUACACCCCCCACAGACAAGCCUUCCUGAAGCCCCAUCACGACUCCUCCACCUUCACCAUCAACAUCGCUCUCAACAACAAGAAUACAGAUUUUCAGGGUGGAGGCUGCCGUUUCCAUCGGUACAACUGCUCCAUAGAAUCACCAAGAAAAGGCUGGAGCUUCAUGCACCCAGGACGCCUGACUCAUCUCCACGAAGGUCUACCCACAACCAAUGGCACUCGCUACAUCGCUGUGUCCUUUGUUGAUCCUUGAACUGUCCUUGAAUGCCCUACUAUAAAUUAUUUUUUCUUUAUUUUUGCUUUAGUAUUAUUACUAUUUUUUGGUUAGUUUUUGUUUUUGGUCAUUUCACGAUGCAAUUCUCUUUUUUAAAGCAAACGCUUUGAAAAAAAAUUUUUUUUUCAAAGAAUCUCUGUCAAACAGAGUGAAAAUGGUAAAGAAAAGUGACUGAAAUAAAUGGCAUAGAGUAGAUUGGAAAUAAAGCUAAAUCAAACAACAUUUAUGUGUACUGUAGGUUGCCAUAAUGUUUAUAAUACUGAUUUUACCAUCAUGGUAGCCGUCAUACACACUGGUAUCUUCACAAACAAGCAGCUGAAGCAUGUGCACAUUUAACUAGAGUAAUUGUUUUUCAGGUAUAAAAAGUUUGAAGCUUUCUACUACUGGUGCUACUCGACUUCUUUAUUUGCUGGAUAGCAUGUUAAUUUGUUUUUCUGUACUGAAGCAGCUUAUUCAAGACUUCUAUUGAAGAAACUUUGAAAAGGGCUAUCUUAGUUAUCUCAGUAUUUUCACUAACAAGCAAGUCAGCGGAUUUCAGUUCACCUGUUAGAAUUUUCACAUUUUACUGCUCUGCUUUUUUUUCUUUAUUGGAAAUGUCAAACAUUUGCUUUUCUGUAAAUAAAAAUGCCUUUUCUCCAGAGAGAUGUGAGUGACUGGAUUUUGAAACUCAGAAAGCCAACAUGUUUAAGUUAUUGUCAAGAUUGAAUAAAAUCUGUUUAAGAAUG
Messenger RNA from Xiphophorus hellerii (green swordtail), 3321 nucleotides. It is a transcript of the gene plod2, whose product is annotated as procollagen-lysine, 2-oxoglutarate 5-dioxygenase 2. The record is from RefSeq and is a predicted model, not a curated record. Bases 305 to 2575 code for a protein of 756 amino acids. Gene Ontology annotation, cellular component: endoplasmic reticulum. Lineage: Eukaryota; Metazoa; Chordata; Actinopteri; Cyprinodontiformes; Poeciliidae. The transcript is spliced from 20 exons. Gene Ontology annotation, biological process: peptidyl-lysine hydroxylation. Gene Ontology annotation, molecular function: iron ion binding; procollagen-lysine 5-dioxygenase activity; L-ascorbic acid binding.